Priapulus caudatus is the source of this 1547-nucleotide messenger RNA. Its product is annotated as transmembrane protein 183-like. Gene Ontology annotation, biological process: regulation of protein stability. Gene Ontology annotation, cellular component: SCF ubiquitin ligase complex. The record is from RefSeq and is a predicted model, not a curated record. Lineage: Eukaryota; Metazoa; Priapulida; Priapulimorpha; Priapulimorphida; Priapulidae.
UCAAGGAGCUGGAUGAAAAGUCAUGGUACGACAAGGAUCUCUGUGAGUUUGACGAUAUUUUGUUGAGUCAAGAUAACAAUGCAACGGAAGCCGACGGCGAGAGCAAAGACGAAAGUCCGAGAUGUGCACGGGAGCGCACCAGACGGAGGAGGCAUGUCGGCACGCGGGUGGAGGGCUUCAGCGGCAGCGCCACCUAUCCGCUAGAUCUGUGGUACGUUCUCUCUCAGUACGUGCACGCGGAGGACGUCGGUCACUUUGCGGCCAUUUGCAAGGACGCGUAUCACAUCACCUGUACGAUCAGCUUCUGGAUCUGUCUCUAUAAGAGGUACUACCGACCAGACGUCACACUGCCAGUGCUGCUGCGACCCGCCUGCCUGGAGCAGCGCUACAGCCUCAAGACGCGUGUCAUCCGCGCUCUCUUCUACCUACACGACCCGCUCGUCCGGCGCACGAAGCAGCUCACCGCGCCCUUCGAGACACCGCCUCACUUCCUCCAGGGCUCGCGCUGCAUGCUCAUGUGGCACCAGAGGGUGAAGGCCAACAACUGGACGUUUCUGUUCAAGUUUCGGCGCGCCGGCACGCGAUUGGCGAAGACCGUCGCGGCGACGGAGGGCGACGCGCUAGACUACCUCGACAACUACAGGGCCAACUCGGAAGACGGCUGCAGCGUGCUCAGCGUCACCUGCUGCAAUUUCAUCUCGCUGCCGAUCGUCAUGGGGCAGAUGCUGACGCAGGUGUGCGUGAACGUCAGCCGCAACAUGCGCUUCCACCGCGUGAAGCUAGUCUUUCAUUCGCUGUACAACGACGGUCGCCAGAGCGCGACGACGGGCUGCGUCGCCAUCUUGGAUCCGGUGGUGAGCAUCCGAGUGUCGCAUUGGUGGCAUCCGCAGUAUCCGAUGUGCAACGCGACCAUAUAUGGUUGAGUGUGCAUUUCCCCGGGCAGCUGAUAUUUUUUUAAUUUAGCAAAGAAUCUAGAUUACUAAUGGGUAUAGGUUAUAGAUGACACUGUUAUACUCAUAUUUUUCUGUUACGUAUGGCAAGGAAGCUACACAGUUUUACAUCAAAUAUGUUAAAGGUCUUGUGCCAUUUCUUUACUGUUAAUAAAUGGAUUAACAUUCAGAUGUGCGAAAAGUCACUGAUGGUAAAGGCCACGAAAUGUUGUCAUCAAGUUUAUUUAUGGCUGUUAUUUAUCUUGAAAUGUGUAGAGAUAUUGUUUAUGUUUGCAUAUGCAGAUAGAUAAUUUAUGUACACAUAUUCUGGUUUGCGUGUGGUUUCCACGUCAAUGCUACUGUUAUAAAGGAUGACAUAUAUACCAGAACUGAAAGUAAACAAUUACGCUUACAGCAAAUUAAAAGCAACAGUCGGCAAUAGAAAUCGUGCGUAGACUAACGUUAGUAUGCCAAAAACUCUCCCUAGAAUAUGGAAGACUCACAUAGCAUUUACUACUGAUUUAAUAUAUAACAAGUGCUGCAAAGCGACAGGGCUCAUCUGGUGUCUGGUGUUCUGCUGAUAAAUUCAUUUGUGCAUAGCAAGACGUCCUAUACAUA